UUGAAAACAGAUCAGUAGUCCUGAUGAUCGCAGCACGGCUGCGUGUCUGCACAAGAACACAAGAAGUCUUUUUAAAGUAACUUUUCCCUUCAUACUUCUCAUUGAUCUUUCACGAUUGGCGGCAGAAAAACGCGCCAAGCUAGCGAGCAAAGAGCGCGGCGUUUUAGUUUUUGGAGGAGAUGGACGCGAAAGAAGAUCUGGACGCCACAUUUUCUGCUCUGCUUUAAGGAUUGCAGCAAACUUCGUCGUUGAAACUUUCCCUUAACUUCGUACAUGGAGGUAUUGGCGUCCGGCGGCGAGACGCUGGUUUGAUUCCGGUACCGAGCCACUCCUGAAGGAACCGUGCGGACGAAAGUUAAGCGAAAAAAGCGAAGUGGGACAUCUUGAUUGUCGAAAAGGUUGUUGAAGAUACAAUGAGCAGCAUGGAGACUUCGACUGCGACUGCAACUGAGAAGAAGGAGUGCAAGGGUCCUGGUUUGGAUGGAAGCAGCUUCUCUGAACACCCGAAGAAGCCUUCACCCACAUCCAGAGGUGUCCAUCAUAUCUUCCCUACAUUCCACACACCCAUCCCAAUCGACAUGAGGCACCAUGAAGGGCGCUACCAUUACGAGCCUCACCCUCUCCACACCAUGCACGGAGCUGCAGGACUUACAGGAAGUCCAGUGAUCUCAGACAUCUCCUUGAUCCGUCUAUCGCCCCAUGCAACGGCUGGUCCGGGGGAUUCACCGUUCAGCCCUCCGCAUCCCUAUGUCAGUCCCCACAUGGAGCACUACCUGCGCUCUGUGCACAGCAGCCCCACCCUCUCCAUGAUCUCUGCAGCACGAGGACUGAGCCCGGCUGAAGUCACCCAUGAACACUUAAAGGAUCGAUCCCUGUUCAGUCUCCCUCCACCGCCACCAGGGGCUAACCCUACAGAGUACUACCAUUUGAUGGCCACUGCCAGCCAGCGCAGUCCGUAUGGCGACCUCUUGAUGCAGAGCAGUGCGGCGGCGGCAGCGGCGGCGGCGGCAGCUCACCUACCAGAUUACAUCAGUCCUGUGGAUGUUUCACGUUUCUCCAGCCCAAGGCUGACACCCCGACUGAGCAGAAAGAGGGCACUGUCCAUUUCCCCUCUGUCAGACGCCAGCAUUGACCUGCAGACCAUGAUCCGCACCUCGCCCAACUCCCUGGUCGCUUACAUCAACAACUCCCGCUCCAGCUCGGCCGCCAGCAGUUCCUAUGGCCAUUUGUCUGUUGGAGGGAUCAGCCCCUCAUUUAGCUUCCCUCAUCCCAUCAACCCGAUGGCGUAUCAGCAGUUGUUGUCCCAGCAGAGGAGUCUCAACACCUUUGGCCACACUCCUCCUCUCAUUCAGCCGCCACCUUCCUCUUUCUCUGCCCGCCAACAUCCCCUAGCCACGCCCCCUAUGCCCAAUGCCCACAACAGCACCAACACAGAAGCUAACCAGAACGCCAACGGCGACCCGGCAGUGAGCAGCACAGUCAACCAACUCAACUCCAAGAGGACAAAGGUCAAGCUGGAAGUAGAAGGCCCACUGCCUAUCUCACCAACCUCCCAGAACCAGAGUGGAGGGAUGUUGGACUUGAAUGAAGAUCUGGACAAGGACGAGUGCAAACAGGAGCCAGAGGCCGUGUACGAGACCAACUGCCACUGGGAGGGUUGUUCCAAGGAGUUUGACACCCAGGACCAACUUGUCCAUCACAUCAACAACGAUCAUAUCCACGGUGAGAAGAAGGAGUUUGUGUGUCGCUGGGACAAGUGUUCGCGGGAGCAGAAGCCCUUCAAGGCCCAAUACAUGCUGGUGGUCCACAUGAGGAGGCACACGGGCGAGAAACCACAUAAAUGCACAUUUGAGGGCUGUUUAAAAGCGUACUCUCGUCUUGAGAAUCUCAAGACCCACCUCAGGUCCCACACAGGCGAGAAGCCCUAUGUGUGCGAACACGAAGGCUGCAACAAGGCCUUUUCCAACGCUUCAGACCGGGCCAAGCACCAGAACCGCACACAUUCAAAUGAGAAACCAUAUGUAUGUAAAAUCCCGGGUUGCACCAAGCGCUACACAGACCCCAGCUCUCUCAGGAAACAUGUCAAAACUGUUCAUGGACCCGAAGCUCACGUCACCAAGAAGCAACGGAGUGACGUUUCUCCAAGACGUCCGCCGCCCAAAGACGACGCAGAGACUGACUUCCACUCUAAGAAUGGCGCAGGAAGCGUGGACGAGAUGACCGAUGCCAAAGGCACCUCUCGAGGCGUGGAAGACUGCCUAAAAGUCAAAUCAAUCAAGACUGAGAAUUCGAUAAUGUAUCAGUCCAGUCCUGGUGGUCACUCGUCAUGUAGCAGUCAGCCGUCACCUCUCAGCAGCACCAACAACAACGACAGUGGGGUAGAGAUGACCAUGCACAGCGGGGGCAGCUUCGGAGACCUCAGCGUGCAGGACGAGUGCCCCAUGGUCGACUCCACCGUUAAUGGCGGGGGCCAGCAGGCUGGGUUGGGGCUCCAGUUCAGGAAAACAGUGGGUCACAGCGGCGGAGUUAGCAUCAAAAUGGAGACGAUUAAAAAAGAAAGGCUGAAGACAAUGAGAGACCCCUGUCCCUGGGUCAACUCAGCCCCGCAAUUACCACAGGGCCACUACAACAGCACAAAGCUGCCCCCAAUACCUUCAGUUGGUUCUCUGAUGGAGCACUCCAACUUGAGUCAUCUGAGCAAGUCACACCCCAGCCAACGCUUGGGAGAUCUGUCUUUGUGUGAAGUGACUAUGCUAAACCAGCUGAAUGAUCGGCGUAACAGCACAACCAGCACCCUCAGCUCAGCAUACACUAUGAGUCGGCGCUCCUCUGGCAUCUCGCCUUGCUACUCAAGCCGGCGCUCCAGCGAGGCGUCACAGUUUGGGGCUAACCGUCAUAACAAUAUCAGUUCAGCUGACUCCUAUGACCCAAUCUCAACCGAUUUGUCCCGCCGCUCCAGUGAGGCUAGCCAUUGUGGAGGUGGUGGUGCCGGUGGAGCUGGAGGCGAAAAUCUCCCCAGCCUUCUCAGUCUGACCCCAGCUGAGCAUUAUCGGCUCAAGGCAAAAUAUGCGGCUGCCAUUGGUGGAGCUCCACCUACGCCUCUACCUAACAUGGAUAGAAUGAGCCUUAGGACCCGCAUGGCACUCUAUGGUGACUCUCAGGAAUACCCGUUGCACCAGUACCACCAGCCUCCCUCUGGAAGUGUGCCCCGGCGAUGCAGUGAUAUUGGAUAUGGCAACCACAGCAUGAUGCCCCAUGAGGUGCCUGCAAACUUGCCACGCCGAGCCAGUGACCCAGUGUGUCGUUCCACCGUUGACCAUCCGAUCCUUCCGGGAGUCCAACGGUAUAACAGUAUGAACAGCAUGAACAGUCCCUCAGAACGUCACCAAUCAUUGGCUAUGCAGGGUUACACUCGCUCUGACGGCAACCUGCAGCGCUACCCAUUCAUGCCCAGACCCCCAAGCAUUUCAGAAAAUGUAGUUAUGGAAAACAUAACAGUAGACGGGAUGGCAACUGGAGGUGAACAGGGUGUAGAGGAUGAUAUAGUUCUUCCAGAUGACAUGGUGCAAUACCUGAGGUCCCAAAACCCUGCAAGCCAAGGUCACAACUUGGGGCAAGGAAACUACAGAUUCAAUAACCAGCCUCAAGGCUACCAGACAGGAAUUGCACCACCAGCGUCAGCUUUUUCGCAGAAAAGGCUGGCCAUGACUCAGUCUGCUCAGGAUAUGGAUCAUAGUGUCUCCCAACAGCCCUUCUCAGCAUCAUCACACGUGAAUAAGAAUAAUAUGCCAGUGCAGUGGAAUGAAGUGAGUUCAGGGACUGUGGACACGGUAACCAGGCUCGCUAAACAACAGCAACAUCUCAGGGGAAACCUAGCCCUUGUUCCACAGAGACACAAUUUUAGUUCCUUCCAGGCACAGGGUCAGAACAUCAGCAGCAACCAGCAGGUUGUGCCUAUGAGCCAGAACAUGUAUAUGCAGGGCUAUGCAAACCACAACAGCAAGAGGUUAAGUAAUCCUCACCAGUGCAAUAAUUCGAGUUUAGGUGAUGAAAGUUCCCUGCAAGGUUUCUGCCAAGAUUCACUUUCUGUGAGCAAUAAUGUGAGAGCCACUCGAAAUACUGUAGUGUCUCAAGAACUGCAAAGUUACAGAGGAAGAACCCAACCUGUUGCCUAUUCUAAUGUGAACCAUGUGGCUCAGCAGCACAGCAUUGUGUCCCAACAGAACAAUAGAGGAAUGUUACAACCAAGACCUCCAGUGGACCCCAAACAUAGUGGAAGACAGCACAGUGGGUCUGGCGUGAAUCACUUGAACCGAAUACCCAAGUUCGUUGAUGUGAGCCCCAACCUGCAUAAUAACACCUCAGAGGCGAGUCCAAAGAGGUGCAGUGGCCCAGGAACCCAACAAAACUCCAACUCUGCCAUGUUUCACGCAAGACAGAUUCAUAUGUUUGAGCAACCUCCUGCCAGCUUGGACGCUCCACUGUGCCCCAGUGUCAACCAGGCUCCUGCCAAUAACAAUACAGCAGCGAGCAACAUGGCCUCGCCAGGCGUCAAUCAGGUCUCCAGUAGUACAGCAGAUUCUUCCACAGGUGGAGUUGGCGGUGCGGAACACACCCAAAUAGAUUUCGACUCCAUGUUAGAUGACGGAGAUCACUCCAGCCUGAUGUCGGGCACUUUGAGUCCCGGCCUUCUGCAGAGCCUCUCCCAGAAUUCCUCUCGUCUCACCACCCCACGCAACUCUGUUACCCUCGCAUCGGUACCAGCAGGGAUUGGCAACAUGGCCAUCGGUGAUAUGAGCUCUAUGCUCACAGCGCUGGCUGAAGAGAGUAAGUUCCUCAACAUGAUGAGUUAGAAACAUCAACAAUGUAUACGUCAGAAACAUGUGGACAAAAAAGCACUGAUUAGACAACAACAAAGUGGCCAUUUUGUUUUGUUACGUUAUCAUGGUCCAUAUCAACACGAUUCUGAUUUAUCUUGUGAUAUUUGUACAUCCAAUCUUUGUAUAGGAUACAUUAAGAGUAGAUAGCAGUAAGGACUGUUGCCCUGCAGAUUUAAAGUUCACCUUCUUACAAUUACAGUAGCACCUCAAGUUUUGUUUCGAACACAUUUUUUUUUCGAUUCAGAAAAUUAACCUGUCCCAGAUAUUCAAAGAAUGUAAACACAUCACAGUUUUACAAACAAAGUUUAAUUGAGUGUUUCCUCUCUCGCGAUUCAAUUAGUACAGUCUUUUUAUAAAUAAUAAAUGAUAAAUGGGUUAUACUUGUAUAGCGCUUUUCUACCUUCAAGGUACUCAAAGCGCUUUGACAGUAUUUCCACAUUCACCCAUUCACACACACAUUCACACACUGAUGGCGGGAGCUGCCAUGCAAGGCGCUAACCAGCAGCCAUCAGGAGCAAGGGUGAAGUGUCUUGCCCAAGGACACAGCGGACGUGACUAGGAUGGUAGAAGGUGGGGAUUGAACCCCAGUAACCAGCAACCCUCCGAUUGCUGGCAUGGCCACUCUACCAACUUCGCCGCGCCGCCCCCCUUUUUAAAGUACCAUUGAGUACUGUUACGCCCCUGUGUUAGUUUGAGUCAUUGUUUGUAAGAACAGCGCCAUCGUAUGGUCAGAUUCACUCAUUGCAGGUAUCCUGUUUAAAAAAAAGUGACUUUACUCUGAUACUUUAUUUGAACCGGAAUUAGAAGAAGUCUAGUCGUUUGUUUCUUCAUGUAGUUUGCAAUUCAUCUCUUCCUCAAGCAACAUCUGUAAAUGUUAAGUACACAAAAUAAUGUAGGUUUACUUUAUCUGUUGCAUAUUUGUUGUCUCCAGUAAUGUUCUAUGCAUAUUGUGUCCAUGCUAUUUGCUACAUAGCUAAGCUAAUGUCGUUAUCAUUAUGCUAUUAGCAUGCAAUUGCAUUUGUUCUGUCUCUUUGUAGUUUCACAAAAUCCUCAGUAAACUUUUAAAUAUUUAUUAUCACACGAACAUACACAGAAGUACUGAAAAUUGGUUCAAUUGAGAACCGGUAUCCAUUUCCAGGUACCGGGAAUUAGUACCGUAUCGGUUCAAAGGAGAAAAGCAAUAAACAGUAUUAUUGAGAUCAUGGUACAAAGGUGAACUUACAAAAUCAGCAGGGCAUCAAAUGCUUAUUUUCCUCCUUGUAUAUACAGUAUAUAUAUGUAUAUAGUGUACACUGUAGAUGGCGGUGCACUGAAUUCAUUUCCCACAGUGCCUUGCAGAGAACACGGAGGUAAAGCAUCUAAUCACCGCUACAGCAGCAGGAAAAAUAUACUGUAUGGUACUUGCUUUAAGUUAUGCUGCCAGCUUUUUAUCUAUAAACUAGGGCUGCCAAAUGUGAUGUGUUUUAAUGACCUAUGCCUACGUUAGUUGUGUCAUAAAGGUCAAUGCUAACCAAUUAGCGUACAGGACGUGGGGUGCAGAAUGUUGUACAGUAUUAUGUUCUACAGACUUUUUGAUCAUGCUCUGACCUCUUGAGGCCUCCGGAUCAGAGGCAUGAACUUUCCUCGGUUCAAACCUUAAGGGUGAUGGAUUAAAAAGGACAAGUAAACGUCUUGGUCUAUCAAGGCGCAUGGACCACAGUUUGGGAUGGGGAACAUCCUCUUAAAGAAUAUACAAGUACCUCUGUGUGUACUUAAUGGGAUCCAACGCUAAUUAACACAUUCAUAACAUCACCCCCACCACCUUUUUGCCUCUCUUGGGCUUUGGUUGGACUGACGAAUCCCGGAAGUGACAGACUUUGAUAUUCAAAAUCCGCUUUUGGCAAACUAGCUGAGUAAAUCCCUCAGUUUAAUCUGUAGUAUUUUAAAGUAGUUCUUGGAUAGGGGUGCAGCGGUACGCUAGAGUCACGGUUCGGUACGUACCUCAGUUCGAAGGUCACACUUUGGUACGGUAAGGGAACAAAAUACAAAAAUGGCUUAGCUUUUGCGUUAACAACUUUAAUGAUCAUUUAAAUUAAAUAUGAAAAACUAUUGGAUUCCCAAAAGACGUUACACCUCUUAUCCAAGUAGGCUUCAUCAGAGUGUCCGCCCUGAGAUCGGUAGGUUGGAGUUCAAAUCCCAGCCGAGUCAUACCAAAGACUAUAAAAAUGGGACCCAUAACCUCCCUGCUUGGCACUCAGCAACAAAGGGUUGGAGUUGGGGGUUAAAUCACCAAAAUGAUUCCCGGGCGCGGCGCCGCUGCUGCCCACUGCUCCCCAAGGGGAUGGGACAAAUGCAGAGGACAAAUUUCGCCACAUCUAGUGUGUGUGUGACAAUCAUUGGUACUUUAAUCUUAAACUUUAAUCUUUAUGCUCAUAGACUUAGAUCAGUCAGAUCUAGUCUUGCAGCUGGUGCCAAAACCCUAAUUAGGAGGGUGUGGUAGUGGUCGUUCCGCAGCAAUCGUUUUGCCACACAAUAGUAUAAAUAGUUGGCACCAGCUGCUAAACUAGAUCUGACCAAUCGAAGUCUGUGAGCAUGAACUGAUGAAGCCUACUUGGAUGAGAGGCGAAACGUCUUCAAAGACAAACCAAGCAGCUCAGUUAAGAUUGAAUAAAUGCUCUGAGGGUACAAUGACCUGGAUGAAGGAGAACAUCCAUAGACACAUUGGAUUCUCCUUAGCACUGUCACUUGCCAAGACUCCUGCUUGCUAAAGACUAGACAUAUUUGUUUACAGAGUAGACGUAUGACGCCUUAAACCAGGGGUAGGCAAUCCGUCGAUCACGAUAGAUCAGUCAAUCUUUGGGAUUGGUAGCUCCUGAAAAUGUUUAGGGGUAAAUCACAACAGUGUCCUCCCCUCCCUGAGAGUAUCACUGCUAUUUAAAUAUGGAAAGCGCCACUCUACAUAGCAACUGAUACUGUGGUCAAAGUUGGAAUUGCCACAAAACACAUUUGAAGAUAUUUAACACUCUACUGCCAUCUGGCAACUAAAGUGGAUAGUGCACCACCCAAUUUGUCUCAUUUCAUGUGUCAGUUAAACCGCAACAAAUUGGGCCAUAUGAAUCCCCUUCCUACUGUAACAAGGUAAGGUGUGUACACCCAUUUGUCUUUGGCACACUGCAUAAAUACAAUUUAAAAAAAAAAAAAUUGUAAAAGACAUCAAAACGCACAAUGAGAAAAAAACAAGAUGUUUAAAUAUUUCACAGGUGGUUAUAAGGGAGAUUUCUCCUUGGUUCUAGGCUGGGACUAGGUUUCUUGGGCUUAAUGACCACUGCCUUAAACACUUCCUGUCCCUCACUAAAUGUGUGGGAAAUGGGUUCCCUUCUGUACCAGACCGAAUAUUCUGUACGAAAAUAUCAAGAUUCCCAAUACAUGUACCGUUACACCCCUACUGUUAAAAGUGUUUUGUUUGUGUAUACUCCUAUAUACUUUCACAAAGUGUGUCUGGGUUUGUGUGACAGUGUAUAUAAUUUUUGUACAUUUCAAAUAA
This is a messenger RNA of Entelurus aequoreus (snake pipefish), 8403 nucleotides long. RefSeq names its product zinc finger protein GLI2-like. Lineage: Eukaryota; Metazoa; Chordata; Actinopteri; Syngnathiformes; Syngnathidae. Gene Ontology annotation, cellular component: nucleus. The transcript is spliced from 14 exons. Gene Ontology annotation, biological process: smoothened signaling pathway; regulation of transcription by RNA polymerase II. The coding region runs from base 414 to 4853 and encodes 1479 amino acids. Gene Ontology annotation, molecular function: RNA polymerase II cis-regulatory region sequence-specific DNA binding; DNA-binding transcription factor activity, RNA polymerase II-specific. The record is from RefSeq and is a predicted model, not a curated record.